This is a messenger RNA of Notechis scutatus (mainland tiger snake), 292 nucleotides long. The record is from RefSeq and is a predicted model, not a curated record. NCBI's taxonomy places the organism in Eukaryota, Metazoa, Chordata, Lepidosauria, Squamata, Elapidae.
AAGGAGGGAAGGAAGGAAAGGCAAGGGUGUGUUUGGGGGGUCCUCCAUGGCGCAGGCGGCCCCUCUCAACCUGCUGGAGCCCGGCGGCGGCGGCGGCAGCGGCGGCGGCGGCGGCUUCCCCAUCCAGGUGGAGCACGAUCGGAAGCGGAGGCAGUUCACCGUCCGCUUGAACGGCUGCCAUGAUAAAGCCGUCCUGUUGUAUGAAUACGUAGGGAAGAGGGUGGUGGAUCUUCAGCACACGGAAGUCCCAGAUACCUACAGGGGCAGAGGAAUCGCAAAACACCUGGCCAAG